This is a messenger RNA of Malus domestica (apple), 3753 nucleotides long. RefSeq names its product pentatricopeptide repeat-containing protein At1g05670, mitochondrial-like. The record is from RefSeq and is a predicted model, not a curated record. Lineage: Eukaryota; Viridiplantae; Streptophyta; Magnoliopsida; Rosales; Rosaceae. Gene Ontology annotation, molecular function: protein binding.
AGUUGAAUGAUAACUUUAGAAGGCAUCUCAAAUUUUCAAAUGACAGCCCUCAACUCUUAUGUAAAGGAUUUCUAAACUUUGGGCCCGGCUCAAGUCUUUUGGUAAUUACCAGCUUCAUUGGUGCCAUUUAGUUAACCCAAACAUAUAGGCCCAAUAAAAUAUCUUUAUCCAACAUUGUCUCUCUCACUAAAACACCUGUGCUGUUCUACCGGAGGAGGAGAGUGGAGGCCGAAUGAAACUCGAGAUACCCACCGGCAACAGCCAUCCUCCUGAAACAAGUUUUUGGAAGUUCGAAGCUUUCGAGCUUCUCGGAGUCAAUCACCUUUAAGGUGAUGUGAUGAAGCAACCUCGUUGCUUUGGUUCUUCUAAAUGGAGGAAAGCUGCUGCAUUAAUAGAAAAGGGUCCCCAAAUUUUUUCUUGAUGGGUUCCUCUGAUAGACAUGAAGAGGCGCGCCAUCUUGUCAGUCUAUUGUUUUCAGAUCUCCUAUCAUCGGCCCUGCUUAAAUCUUGGUUUAAAUUCUUCUCUAUUCGUUUUUAGGAGAUGUUUAAGUCAUGGAAUUUCCUUGGGAUCAACACAUACAAGGCCUUUUCCUGACUAUUCCCCCAAGAAACCUACCAUCAAAGAUGCCGAACUUGUACAUCUCAUCUCCACCACAAUUAAGCUUCGCUGCUCUGAGCCUUUUCGCAGUAUUCUGAAGCCUUACGAAUCUAAUUUCAGGUCUGACCAUCUUAUUUGGGUUCUCAUGAAUAUUAAGAAUGACUAUAAACUAGUUCUGGAUUUCUUUGACUGGGCAUGCUUACGAAGGGACCCAUCAUUAGAAGCCCGUUGUGUCGUUGUACAAAUUGCUGCAGCAUCAAAGGAUCUUGAAACAGCGCAUGAGCUCAUUCAUAAUUUUUGGGCAAAACCCAAGUUAGAUGUUGGUCUUUCAUUUGCUCACUUUUCUGCUCGGUUGAUAUACACUUACAAGGAUUGGGGUUCAGAUCCCCAUGUGUUUGAUGUUUUCUUCCGGGUCCUUGUUGAAACUGAGAUGCUCAAUGAAGCAAGAAAGCUUUUUGAUAAAUUGUUGAGCUAUGGGUUGGUUAUCUCUGUUGAUUCCUGUAAUUUAUUUCUUACUCGGCUAUCAAGCACCUUUGAUGGGAUUGAGAUGGCAAUAAAAUUCUUCAAUGAAUACCCUGAAGUGGGUAUUCAUUGGAACACCACAUCAUACAAUAUUAUCAUUCAUUGUCUUUGUCGAUUAGGGAAAAUAAAAGAGGCCCACCAUUUACUCCUGCAAAUGGAGUUGAGGGGUUGUGUACCUGAUGUUGUAAGUUAUAGUACUUUAAUCAGCAGAUAUUGUUAUGUUGGAGAACUGCAGAAGGUUUUGAAGCUCAUAGAGGAAAUGAAAAUAAAAGGAUUGAAGCAAAAUUCCUAUACGUAUAACAGCAUAAUACUCUUUCUGUGUAAAACGGGUAAACUAUCUGAAGCAGAAGGGUUACUGAGGGAGAUGAUGGUUCUGGGAGUACUUCCUGAUAAUGUCGUCUACACUACUCUAAUUGAUGGAUUCUGUAAGUUGGGUAAUGUUCCUGCUGCAUAUAGGCUAUUUGACGAAAUGCGGGAUAGGAAAAUAAUCCCUGAUUAUAUUACAUAUACUGCUAUUAUUCAUGGAUUUUGUCAAAUAGGGAAGAUGACAGAAGCAGAUAAGCUCUUCCAUGAAAUGGUUAGCAGAGGAUUAGAACCAGAUGAAGUUACUUAUACAGCACUUAUUGAUGGUUAUUGCAAAACAGGCGAGAUGAAAGAGGCGUUUUCUCUUCACAACCAGAUGGUUAAUAUGGGACUUACCCCAAAUGUUGUCACUUAUACGGCAUUGGCUGAUGGCCUUUGUAAAAGAGGGGAGGUAGAUGUAGCAAAUGAACUUCUUCAUGAGGUGUGCAAGAAGGGCCUUCAACUUAAUGUCUGCACUUACAACUCAAUUGUUAACAGCCUUUGUAAGUCGGGAAACAUAGCGGAGGCAGAAAAAUUGGUGGAACAAAUGGAGGGUGCAGGGCCCUGUCCUGACGCUAUUACUUAUACCACUCUGAUGGAUGCAUAUUGUAAGAUGAGGGAUAUGGCUAAGGCUCAGAAGGUCCUGCUUGAGAUGCUCGAUAGAGGGCUUCAACCUACAGUUGUUACAUUCAAUGUGCUUAUGAAUGGAUUUGGUAUGUCAGGAAUGGUGGAAGACGCUGAGAGGCUACUUAAGUGGAUGUUGGAGAAGGGUAUAGUGCCUAAUGCGGCAACCUACAAUUCUCUCAUGAAGCAGUACUGCAUUAGAAAUAAUAUGCGUACUACGGCGGAAAUAUAUAGGAGCAUGUGUGCUGGUGGGGUGAUUCCUGAUAGCAACACCUAUAACAUUUUGAUAAAAGGGCAUUCUAAGGUAAGGAAUAUGAAAGAGGCAUGGUUUUUGCAUAAAGAAAUGGCAGGAAAGGGAUUUAUUCCCACGGCAAGUUGUUACGGUGCACUUAUUAAGGGUUUUUUCAAGAGAAGGAAAUUUGCAGAGGCAAGGGAACUAUUUGAAGAAAUGAGGAGACAUGGUGUGGUUGCAGAUAGAGAAACAUACAACAUUUUUGUCGAUAUGAACUAUGGAGAAGGGAACAUGGACAUUACUCUUGAUCUUUGCGACGAAAUUAUAGAGAAUUGUCUUGUUGGCAAGCCCAAGAAUGAAGAAACUAGCUGAACUGCUCUCCUGGAGAGAAAUUAUCAGUUUUAGUUCCUGCGGACUCGCAUCUGGGAUAUUAUCAUCACGGUAAUUUUUCUCAUUAGUAUGAUCCAAGGAUAUUGCACAGCCUUUCUGAAAUGAUAAUGUUGAAAUGUUAGUAAGUUCAUAAUGGCAUCAUUUCUAGACAUUUUCCUUUUACAAGAUGAAUCCAUCUGUGCACGUUGUGAGCUACAACUCUUUGUUAACCAGGGACCUACGUAUGUACCUGGCUAUCGAACAUUUGAUAUGAAAUCAAAGAUAGACGAAGCCGGGCCCUAAGGAAUAAGAUGUCCCGUAAACAGAUCCAAGCAAUCUCAAGAUGGCUAUUUCACUCAAAAGUUCUUCCGUUGGCUUUCAUCACUGCCCAAAUGUUGUGUAAACACACCCCUCCUGGUAUGUGUGAAUUUUUCUUCUUUCAUGAUUUGGCAUGAAACCGUUGGAUGCAGCUUAGAAGUGUUAUGUCAGCAUUCUUCUGAUCUUAACUACUUUGACUGGGUGCAGCAGUCUUGGUAGAGUCGGAGGGUGUAAAAGCAGAGAAGAUGCAAAAGUGCUUGCAUUUCAGCAGUCUUGGUAGAGUCGGAGGGUAUAAAAGCAGAGAAGAUGCAAAAGUGCUUGCAUUUCAGCAGUCUUGGUAGAGUCGGAGGGUGUAAAAGCAGAGAAGAUGCAAAAGUGCUUGCAUUCCGGAAAAUGAGCAAAGAAAAAGGUUAAGCUGAUACGGCAUUACCAGGGGCAAAUCGCAAAUACAACCGCUUCAAGGGCCAACUUAACAAACAAGACAAACCAACAACGUCCUAUUCCCUGUCUGAACAAACAAGACAAACCAAAAGUAGGUUCAAGUUGAAAACACUGAACCUGAACACCCCUUCAAAGACGGCAUCGCAAACAGAUCACGACAUGUCAGGCGGUUAAGUUAAAGUACGUGACACUGACAGCAAGUAAUAGGUUCAAUUCAUUGUCAACUUAUGUUAAGUUUCUCCCAGCUAUCCAUACUCGAUAACAUCGCUAAUAAAUAAUCCAGUGUUAUGUGUUUUAACGUUCUCACA